This is a messenger RNA of Microplitis mediator, 2927 nucleotides long. It is a transcript of the gene Mettl2, whose product is annotated as tRNA N(3)-methylcytidine methyltransferase METTL2. The transcript has 5 exons. NCBI's taxonomy places the organism in Eukaryota, Metazoa, Arthropoda, Insecta, Hymenoptera, Braconidae. Gene Ontology annotation, molecular function: tRNA (cytidine-N3)-methyltransferase activity. The coding region runs from base 470 to 1450 and encodes 326 amino acids. The record is from RefSeq and is a predicted model, not a curated record.
UAUUCUGUCUCACUUGUACUUUGAUCUCGUUCUUUUUCUAGCUGAUGCGGCAUCACACUUUGGAGAAGUCGACUAAAUUCUCUGGUUAUCGAUCUACAGUCAACCUUCCGUCCUUCCUUAUUUUUUUACCAGAGUUAUACCGGUUUAAAAAGACGGCCUAGGUGAAUGUGAUGAAUGGAGCUCUUGCUGAUUGAGCUAAAGAAAAAUAUAUGUAAAAAAGUUUUACGCUUCUUAAGCCUCAAUCGAUCGUUAGUAACUGAUGUAUAUAGAAGAAGGUUGAAUGUGUAUAUGUAGAUAGUAUAUAGACAUAUGAAAGCGGAAAGAGAGGAUGAGUAAAGGUGUAGUGAGCGAGAGGAAUGGACGAACAAGAUAGAAGGUGAUACCGAUAGAGUUCAAAGCUGAUAAAGUCACAGCAACAGUAGCACGUGUACUUAGAUAUUUUGGAGUCCAUAUUUAAUUAAAAGGCUAAAUGGCAUCAGAGAGUGAAAAAAAUGAGCAAAAACGUCCGCAAUUUGGAAACCGAACACUGAAAGAAGAUGACAACGUAUUUCAACACAAUGCGUGGGACAACGUUGAAUGGGAUGACGAUCAACAAAAAUUGGCCCAAGAAAAAGUAUCUGAAAAUUCAGUAGUCACUGCGUCAGAAGAAGAACUCGAGUUGUAUGAAAAAAAGGCGAGCAACAAUUGGAAUAAAUUUUAUGGGAUUCAUCAGAACAGAUUUUUCAAAGACAGGCAUUGGCUGUUUACUGAAUUUCCUGAGUUGGCUCCGUUUAAAGUCAGAGAUGACUUGAACGUGCCCGAGAAAGUUUCCUCAGAGACAAAGGAACACAAUGAUGAGGAUAAAGACUUUGAAAAAAAUUCAGUUACUGAACAACGAAUACUAGAAAUUGGCUGUGGAGUUGGGAAUACGAUUUUUCCUAUUCUUGCUUAUAAUUCAAAUCCAAAUUUAUUUUUGUAUGGCUGUGACUUUUCUUCUGUCGCUGUUGACAUAUCGAAGUCACACAAAGACUAUGAUGAGUCACGGUGCAAAGCAUUUGUAUUAGAUAUUACUCAAGAUGACUGGGAAACGCCUUUUGAACCCAAUAGUUUAGAUAUUGUCAUGUUGAUAUUCGUCUUAUCAGCAAUAAAACCGGAUAAACAAAUUCAUGUGAUAAAACAAAUCCAUCGUUAUUUGAAACCCGGGGGACUGGUUCUCUUACGGGACUAUGGCAGAUAUGAUUUGGCUCAGCUGAGAUUUAAAAAAGGACGAUGUCUUGGGGAUAAUUUUUACGCCAGAGGUGAUGGUACUCAGGUGUAUUUUUUUACUCAAAAAAAUUUGAAAGAUUUGUUUGAGGGGUGUGGUUUUAAAGAGGAACAAAAUGUCGUUGAUAGACGACUGCAAAUUAAUCGCGGUAAGCAACUGAAAAUGUACCGAGUUUGGAUUCAAGGAAAGUAUCGGAAAAUUGUAUAGAAAAUUUGAAUUAUAAAAAAAUUUAUUUUAAACUUGUGUUCAAAAAUUUUAAAUUGUAAAUUGGAAUAAGUUUUUUUUUAUUAGCAAUGAAAAAUUAGGACAUUAAUUAUUAUAAUUUUAUCAAUUGGAUUAGUAAUUAAUUUUUUUUUAUGAGAUAUUCAUUUUGAUUUUAUGUAAUAUUAAAAUUAUUUUACACUGUAAAAAAUUGAGGGUGUAUUCGGAUUGUAUUUAAAUUCGAAUUCACUUGAAGUUCCGGAGUUAUAGAAAAAAUCACUUUGAAUACGGAGUUUAUUUUUUCAGCGGACUGAUUUUGGGGUGAUCUGGAUUUUUUAAAAUCUGCAUUAAUUCCAGUUCGGUUAAUAUUAAAAUUAACUCCUUUUCAAGAUUAAUUUUACUGCGAACUAUUUUCAAUAUUAAAAUAAAUUCCCCUUCGGAGUUAACGUCACUCCGAACCGGAGUUUUAAUAUUCAAAUAAAUUUCCUAUAAGAGUUAAUUUUACUGCGAACCAGAGUUUUAAUACUAAAAUAAAUUUCCUUUAGGAGAUAAUUUUGAUGUGAACUGGAGUUUAAAAAUAGUAAUAAACCCUUUCGGAAUGAAUUUCACUGCGAACCGGAGUUUCAAUAUAAAACUAAAUUCCCCUUUGGAGUUGAUUUCACUCCAAACCGGAGUUAGAAUAUUACAAUAAAUUCCCUUAGGAGUUCAGUUUACUACAAGCCGGAGUUUUAAUGUCAAAAUGGAUUCUCUCUAGGAAUUAAUUUUACUCCGGACCAGAGUUUCAGGAUUAAGGCCAUUCUUAGACAGUGCCCCCCCCCCCCACUUUUUAAAAAUUUUCAAUAACUUUCAACUACCAUAAGCGUAUCAAAUUUUUAUCAAUUAAUUAAAAAAAAAUUAAAGCAUUAAUUGAAAAAAGGACAACGUAGUCGUAAUUUUACCGCUAUAUAAAUUUUACAAAAAUUAUUUACACCUGAUAUCAAUUAGGAGUUAAACAAAAUUCAUUAAAUAAAUUUCAGUAAAAUCGUCAUGUCAAUUUUAUAAUUAGAAUUUUUAAAUUUUGUUGGCUAAAAUUUAAUCAACAAAUUUCGUUUAACUCCAAAUUGAUAUCAAUUGUAAGUAAUUUUUUUAAAAUUCUAUAUCUCAACGAAAUUACGACUACGUUGUCCUUUUUUCAAUUACGGUUUUAAUUUUUUUUUAAUUAAUUCAUAAAAUUUUAAUACGGUUAUGGCAGUUGAAUCAUUGCAUAUUUUUAAAAUGUGGUGGACACUGUCUGAGAAUGCCCUUAAAAUAAACUCCUCUUCAGAGUAAAUUUGACUCCAAAGAAAUUAAAUAAAUAAACAGUCACCGCUUCGCAUUCACUCCGGAUUUAAUCUGCUUUCACUCCUAAAAUUUUUUGCAAUGUACAAAUAUUUAAUGUGUUUUUUAUUUAAUAACAAUUAAAUUUGUAUUUUAAAUUUUGUAAUAAAAUAAAAUUAUUAAUAAU